CAUAAGACAGAUUGAGAAGCAGAAGUGAAGGAACCAUCACACUCUGCAGAAGCUGCUGUUUGUAGUUUCUAUCUAAUCGCUCUUCUACUCCUUGAGUUCCACAGACACUGCUCAAACCCUCCUCCUCUACCCCCUCCUCUACCUCCUCUUCCAGGUGAAUAUGGGUCAUGGUCGAAUCACCCCGAUGGGAGCUUUGCUCCUACUGGUGCUUCCUCUUACGGUCUCCGUCGACCCGGAAACAUGCAGAACAACAGGAAUGCCAGGAAUUCCAGGUGUCCCUGGGUUACCCGGAAGGGAUGGUCGUAAUGGUUUGAAAGGUGAUACAGGAGAGCCUGGACCUACCACGGGGCCCAGGGGCCAGCUGACGGUCCCAGGUGAGGUGGGGGGACCGGGACCCACAGGUAAACGAGGACCAGGAGGAGAUCCAGGAAUGAGGGGGCCGCCGGGAUUUCCAGGACCCCCUGGUGAAAUUGGAGAGAACGAUAGCAGUGGUCCUGUAGACACUGAGGGUCGCUCUGCCUUCUCCGCGACCAGAGCCGUGUCCGGCGAGCCCCCCCGCUCCGCCCCCAUCAUCUUCAGCACCGUCAUCACCAACUACAACAACGACUUCGACGCAGACACGGGCCGCUUCAGGUGCAGUAUUCCAGGUACGUACUACUUUGUGUACCAUGCGUCGGCCACUGCGAGGCUGUGUCUCCAGCUGAUGCUGGACGGAGAGAAGCUGGCUUCCUGGUGUGAUAUACAAACCAGGGACACCCCCAGACAGGUCAGUUCUGGCGGUCUGGCGGUGUACCUGAAGGGUGGCCAGGAGGUGUGGUUGGAGACCGGCAACUUCGGAGCCAUGACCUCCAGACCGGGCGGCGUCAGCAUCUUCUCUGGCUUCCUCAUGCACCGCCACCAAUAACCUCCCCCUCUCUCCGUCUCUUCCUGCUCCACCUCAUCCUCACUUCCUCCUCUUCCUCCUCCGCCACCUCCUCCAUCUCACAUGCUCCUCCCCCAACUCCUCACCCUCUUCUUCCUCCUCCGCCACCUCAUUGUCACCACCUCCCCCUCACCUCAUCCUCCUCCUCAUCUCCUCUUCCUCAACUUCACCUCCUCCAUCUCACAUGCUCCUCCCCCAACUCCUCACCCUCUUCUUCCUCACCUGUUCCUCACCUUCUCCUCAAUACUCCUCUGUGUUUUAAACUAAGUUGAGCAACCCAUUUUCUUCUCCUCAUUCUCACGCCUUCAAUUGUUGUUUGAUUGUUGUCAGCCUCAUUUGUAAAUCGUUUGAAUAAAAGCUUGCUCUAAGGACCACAUGUAGAUGUGGAUCUCAACAUGGCGCCCGGUUCUUACGUGUUGAGGUGUCUGUUCUGUUCGCCGGGAGAUCUGGUCCUUGUUCCAACUUUAUUAAACUAACUCUCAGAACAUG
Messenger RNA from Gadus morhua (Atlantic cod), 1411 nucleotides. RefSeq names its product complement component 1, q subcomponent, C chain (gene c1qc). The record is from RefSeq and is a predicted model, not a curated record. Bases 161 to 904 code for a protein of 247 amino acids. The transcript has 7 exons. Gene Ontology annotation, molecular function: protein binding. Lineage: Eukaryota; Metazoa; Chordata; Actinopteri; Gadiformes; Gadidae.